Messenger RNA from Oryzias melastigma (Indian medaka), 2633 nucleotides. RefSeq names its product protein NLRC3. Bases 128 to 2161 code for a protein of 677 amino acids. The record is from RefSeq and is a predicted model, not a curated record. Lineage: Eukaryota; Metazoa; Chordata; Actinopteri; Beloniformes; Adrianichthyidae. The transcript is spliced from 3 exons.
GAGCAUCAAGUUCAAAGAAAAACAUUCUUCAACAAAAGUGAAAGCUUUUACAGAGAGCACGCGCCCACGUAGUGAAGAGAAUGUGUCUUGUCCGUCAGUUAGAACUGCAGGUUUCAUCUGACUGAAGAUGAAGAAUUCGGUCUCUAGAAGUUCAGCCAACAGGAGUGACCGGUCCAAACCAGCACCUCCAUGUUUCUGUCCAGAACCCUCAGAACCAGAACAGAUAGAGAGGAGUCCUGUUUGUGAUGAGGAGCAGCUGUCCUCCUCCACCUGCUGCUUUGGAGACGGCAGACAGAACUCCUCAUGGGUCCAGUCUUCCCCACCAGAACAAUCCUGCUCUGAAACCAGAUCUGGAAAAACAGAUGUUCUACAGGAGGAGUUAGAAGAACUUAGAGUCCAUCUCAGGAGACGUUUACGUGUGACUGAAGGAAGUGAUGAAGCAGGAAGUGAAAAUCUCUUCAGCAGGGCGUUCACUGAGCUCUGGAUCACAGAGGAACUGAGAGAAGAUGUUCAGACGGAGCUGGAGACCAACAAACUCAGAGAUGCUCCACUCCGGUCCAACAGCAUCUUCAGAUCCUGUCCUGACCAACAUGGAUCCAUCAGAGUGGUUCUGACAAACGGCGUGGCAGGAGCUGGAAAAAGCUUCCUGGUGCAGAAGUUCACUCUGGACUGGGCCGAGGGUUUGGAGAACCAAGACAUCAGUGCUGUGGUUCCUCUUUCCUUCAGGGAGCUGAACCUGGUCAGAGAGGAGCAGCACAGUCUUCUGACUCUGAUCCAGACGUUCCAUCCAAGUUUCCAGAAGAUCCCAGCAGAGCAGCUGUCCAUUUGUAAACUUCUCUUCAUCUUUGAUGGUCUGGACGAAAGCAGACUUUCUCUGGACUUUAACAGCCGUCAGGUGGUGUCUGAUGUCACCCAGAAGUCCCCAGUCAACGUUCUUCUGACAAACCUCAUCCAGGGACGACUGCUUCCCUCAGCUCUGGUCUGGAUCACCUCCAGACCGGCAGCAGCCAAUCGGAUCCCUCCUUCCUGCGUUUCCAGGGUAACAGAAGUACGAGGCUUCACCGACUCCCAGAAGGAGGAGUACUUCAGGAGGAGGUUUAGUGAUGAAGAUCUGUCCAGCAGAAUCAUCUCCUACAUCACGGCCUCCAAGAGUCUCUUUCACAUGUGUGAGCUCCCGAUCUUCUGCUGGAUCACUGCUGGGGUUCUGGAGGACGUGUUGACCACAGAGCAGAGAGGAGAUCUUCCAACAACCCUGACAGACCUGUACUCACACUUCCUGAUGGUCCAGACAAAGAGGAACAAGAAGAAGUACCAGCAGGAACAUGAGAAGAAUCCAGAGGAGCUGACAGAGGCUGACAGGGAAGUUCUCCUGAAGCUGGGGAGGCUGGCAUUGCAACAUCUGCAGACAGGAACCAUCAUGUUCUACCAAGAGGAGCUGCAGCAGUGUGGUCUGGAGGUCACAGAGGCUUCUGUGUUCUCAGGAGUUUGUACUGAGAUCUCCAGAAGAGACUGUGGGAUCUUCCAGAAAGCAGUCUACAGCUUCGUCCAUCGGAGCGUUCAGGAGUUUCUGUCUGCAGUCUACGUGAUUCACUGUUCCACCAACAGGAACACAGAGGAGAUGGAGAACUUCCUGAGAGAAAACAAACAUGUGGAGACAAAUCUUAACAGUUUUACGAAGCAGAAGUUCUCCACCAAGAACCAGCUUGUUCCAUCAAUAGAUGGGAUUUUAACGGAGAAAUCCUUGAGGAGGGAAACUGGACACCUGGACUUGUUUGUUUGUUUCCUUCACGGUCUCUCUGUGAAGUCCAACCAGACGCUGUUAGGAAGACUUCUGGGUCAAACAUCAAACCAUUCAGAAACUGCUCGGAAAGUCAUCCACAACCUGAAGAAGAUGAGAAGUUCUAAAAGUUCUCAAAAUCUUCCUCAGCCUGAUAAAUACCCGGGCUGUUGUGGAAGCGGAAUGUGUCUUCUGGGAGGAGCUUGGCGAGGUCAUGGAGAAGGACUAUCAGUCGGCCUCAAAGGGCAGACUUUAACACACAUGUGGGUAAAGGAAAUGGAUGAGGGGACUCAGUCAGAGGUUUUUCAAAAUAAGAGCUCAUUGAAGAAAAGUCGAGACCUGAAAUGUGUUUCUAGUAAGAUAAGAUUACAGUUGAUUCUUUGAUGUUUCAUUCAUUGUAAAUAUAAUACAUAUUGAAUUUAUAAUACCAGCAGAAAAAUUAAUAUUUUUACAGAAAUCCGUGUGUGAGUGCUGACAGCUGAAGAUGCUGAAAUGAGCUGAAUAACUUCUCAAGAUCUCAUGACGUCUUUAUGUGUCGACAUUUCUUUGUUUUUCCUCGAAUCCUCCUGUAGUUUAUCAUUUGUCCAGCAGAGGUCGCCAUGCCAUACGAGUUCUGCUCUAUGAUCUGAAGAACUGGAUCUGGUUCAGAGUAUUUAACUGUGAUUCUCACUCUGGUCAACAGGGGGCAGUACAUGAUUUUUGAUGAAGAUGGUGACGAUCUGAUGAAAUCAUUGUCCUUCUACAUAUUUCAAAUCUUAUUUCAUGUCAGAAAUUCAAUCCACUGAAUGUUCUGCAGAAUUUAUGAGGUUUUUUUAAGUUAAAAAGUAGAAAUUCCGAGUAAAAGCAUGAAACUCCA